GCUAAAUGAUGUAAACCGGGCAUUAGUGAAGUUGACGCGGGAAAAGUGCUCUACUAGCAAAAGACGCAGAGAGAGGAAAUAAAGUGUUUAAAGAAUAGUGUGCGUAGUUGAACUACGAAGUUGUUUGUAUAUUUGUAUGAUUUUUACAUUACUAUAAAAAUGCAGUCAUUUUUGAAGACAGGUAAACUAGGACCUCAAGAUAAAUCCGGGACUUCAGCGAGUAACCAAAAAAAGAAAACAUCAGUUUGCACUCCUUGGGUGGAAAAAUACCGGCCGCGCACGGUCAGCGCCGUGGUGGAGCAGGCGGACGUGGUGGAGGUACUGCGCCAGUGCCUGGGCGGCGCGGACCUGCCCAACCUGCUGUUCUACGGCCCGCCGGGCACGGGCAAGACCAGCACCAUCCUGGCCGCGGCCCGCCAGCUCUUCGGGGACAUGUACAAGGACAGGAUCCUGGAGCUGAAUGCGUCGGACGAGCGGGGCAUCCAGGUGAUCCGGGACAAGGUGAAGAAGUUCUCGCAGCUGACCGCCAGCAGCGUGCGCCCCGACGGCCGGCCGUGCCCGCCCUUCAAGGUCGUGGUGCUGGACGAGGCGGACUCGAUGACCCACGCCGCGCAGGCCGCGCUGCGCCGCACCAUGGAGAAGGAGAGCAGGUCCACUCGCUUCUGCCUCAUCUGCAACUACGUGAGCCGCAUCAUCCAGCCGCUCACCUCGCGCUGCACCAAGUUCCGCUUCAAGCCGCUGGGGGAGGGCAGAGUGCUGGAGCGGCUGGAGCUGAUCUGCCGGGAGGAGGGCGUGUCGUGCGACCGAGACGUGCUGCAGCUGCUGGCGCGCAGCUCGGGCGGAGACCUGCGCCGCGCCAUCACGUGCCUGCAGUCCUGCGCCAAGCUCACCGGCGAGGGCGCGCGCAUCAGCACGGCCGACGUGCUGGAGGUCGCCGGGGUGGUGCCGGACCGCUGGCUGUGCGAGCUGCUGGAAGUGUGCCGUGCGGGCGACUACGCACGGCUCGAGAGCUACGUGGAGCGGCUCACGUGCGAGGCCUACGCCGUGUCGCAGCUAAUAGACCAAUUGCUGAGGAUGAUAGUUUCUUCGGAGGACAUCAGCGACAGGAAGAAGGCAGUGAUUUGCGAGAAGAUUGCGCUGUGCCAGUGGCGCGUGACGGACGGCGCCAGCGAGUACCUGCAGCUGCUCGACCUGGGCUGCUCGAUGACCGAGGCUCUCCAGUGACUGUGCCCCGGGCCCCGUGCGGCGGUGACUCAUCAGAUAAUUAGUAGUGGCAAUCAGAACAAUGGGUCGCAAAUCACUAUCAAAUACCAACUGAAAAUAUUGUCUUUUACUCAUCAUUAAAGCCAAAAUUCUUUUGACCUUUAUUUGAAAAUAAA
This is a messenger RNA of Bacillus rossius redtenbacheri, 1379 nucleotides long. Its product is annotated as replication factor C subunit 4. Gene Ontology annotation, biological process: DNA-templated DNA replication; DNA repair. Gene Ontology annotation, molecular function: DNA binding; ATP hydrolysis activity; ATP binding. The transcript is spliced from 8 exons. The record is from RefSeq and is a predicted model, not a curated record. Lineage: Eukaryota; Metazoa; Arthropoda; Insecta; Phasmatodea; Bacillidae. Gene Ontology annotation, cellular component: DNA replication factor C complex; nucleus. Bases 160 to 1224 code for a protein of 354 amino acids.